AUGGAGCGGGCUGCGUCCGGGGCCAAGUCGCUGUUCCCCCAAGGGCCCAGCUUUACCCUCGAAGACUUCUCCAACCAGGACUUCGUCGUUCGCGAAUUCGUCGACAACCUCGCCGAAAACGCCGUUCCCGCCAACCGCCGCUCGGGCCCCUCACAGCCUGCCUUCGACCCAAAGCCCCUCAUCAGGACGUUCGAAAAUGCUCGUUCGCAGCUUGGAUCGCUGUCUGAGGAACUCCAGGAGAAGGAAUCGGAACUUCAAUCCAACGUGCGACGAGCCGAAGCCCAACAUGACCAAACCCUCGAUACCCUCGGCCGCAAGCUCGACCAGUCCAUGGCAUCCUUCGAGGCGCUCGACCUAUCCCUGAAUAACCCCGCUACGAAUGGGGACCGGAGCGCAAGGCACGAAGCAGGCGGAAAUAUUGCCGUCCAGAUCGGAGAGAAGCUUGAGGAACUGGACAGGAAACGAAGACGUGCACAAGACGCCAAUUUCCUCAUCCAGUGCUGGUUGGAGGUCAGCGAGACGGGGCAACUGACGUCCUUGGAGGAGAUUCAGCGGCAGGGCGGUGCCGAGAACAAGGUUCGAUGCGCCGUCAUUUCUCGCCAACUCAUGCGCAUCAGCCAGCGCUUAGAUCCGGCGUCAUGGGGCAAGGCGAACGGUGCCAACGGAUUCAGAGGGAACGGCGUCACCAACGGCGUAACUGGUACAAGUCGCGCGCAUAAUACCCGAGAAUUGCUGGAAAAGUUCUCCGAGUCUCUGGAGCAGGAGCUCUUGAAGCAGUUCAACAACAGCUACAGACGUCAAAACUUCGACGACAUGAUGGAGUGUUCCAAGGUGCUUUACGACUUCAACGGCGGCGCCAGCGUUAUUGCCACUUUUGUCAACCAGCACCAGUUCUUUAUCGACAGGGACCAAUUACUAUCGGACGAAGUCAUGAUGGACGGAGACACGUGGGAACAGAUUGCCGACCCAGAUUCCGAUCCUCCUGGAGUCGAAGCAAGCUUGCAGUCUCUGGUUGACGAAGUCAAGCUUGUCAUGCAGGAGGAAUCGUUCAUCAUCAAGCGAGCUUUCCCUUACUACGAAACCGUCUUGAUCAAGUUUAUCCAGAGAGUCUUCCAGCAGUCCAUCCAACAACGCCUCGAGAUGGUGCUGGACAAGGCCAAUGAGGUGUCGUCACUUGCCUUCCUGAGAUCACUUCACUCAUCAAGGACAUACAUCAGCAGUCUCAUCGAGGACCUCAAAUCACACGGCCUCACGGAACACCCAGAACCCGCGUCGCCACAAAUUUCGCAGACCCUCGAUCAGCAGAUGGAGGAACUUUUCGUCCCGUACUUGGUGGGCAACUCGUACAUUGAUCGCGAGAGAAAGAGCCUCGAGGAAAUGUACAACUCCCUGCUGUUCAAGUUUACAACAUACCACUCCAAGAGGAAGAAGGCACCGACGGGCUUCAUGGCGUCUCUGGCACAACAGAGUUCGCAGCUCCUGUCAUCCGCCAAGGACGCUUACCUUGAGCGUCUCGACUCAUCUGAACUUACGCCCACACAGAAGGCUAUGAUGCUUCGCGUUGCCGGAGUUCAAGAUAACAACGAGAACAAGAACGACGUGGAGGUUUCGGAAGAAGACGGCGCUCUCAGCGUCGCAAACACCAAGAGAAUGAUGAAGUGGCUCGCGGAGUCGGUCCGUCGAACCCUCGAGCUCGGCUCUCAAGUCGAGACCCCCAAGGACGUCAACGUCCUUCUCAACCUGCUCCUCACAACCAUGGGCCGCGUCUACGUCGAGACGGCCUUGGACGCCGCUCUCGACGCGGCGAGUUCGCAGGAGAACAUCAAGACCGAGCCGGACCUCACCUACCUCCCCUCCAUCCGCCCCGCCGUCACCAUCACAAGCAUCAUGGAGCGCUUCAUCACCACCGUCCUCAUCAAGCUGGCCGAGUCCAACACCACUGUCCGCCGCAGCAUGUCCUCGCAGACGAAGUCGGCCAUUGACGGCAUCGAGCGUAAGACCAAUGCCGUCAUGCGCAGCUCCAUCGACGUCGUCACAAACUGGGUCACGCGCUCCCUCGCCAACCAGAAGAAAUUCGACUUCCGCCCCCGCGACGGCGACCUCGACUCCCUGCAGACACCCACCUGUCUGCAGAUCAGCCAAUUCCUCUCCCGCGUGUCGCGCCACGCCUCCCAGGCCGUGGACGGGCAUAACCUCGAGGUCUGGAGCUCCGAGGUCGCCCUCGCCGUGGUCGCCCUGCUGUUCGACCACUUCAAGAAGUUCCAGGUCAACGCCACCGGCGGCCUCAUGGUCGCGCAGGACCUCUCCAAGUACGUCUCCACCAUCAAGGAGUGGUCCCUCGCCGCCGACGUCGAGGCCUCCGCCGAGCUCCUCACCGAGAUCGGGUCGCUCUUCAUCGUCGGCCCGGAGGCUCUCCGGGAGAAGUCGCGCACCCUCGCCGCGGGGCCGUCUGGUCCCCGGACCAAGCUCUCCAAGGUCGACUUCAAGGCCUUCGUGCAGCGCCGUGACGAUGCCAGUAGCGUGGGUAUCCAGAGCGUUAUUGCUGGGCUGUAA
This is a messenger RNA of Colletotrichum karsti, 2553 nucleotides long. Its product is annotated as exocyst complex component protein. The coding region runs from base 1 to 2553 and encodes 850 amino acids. Lineage: Eukaryota; Fungi; Ascomycota; Sordariomycetes; Glomerellales; Glomerellaceae. The record is from RefSeq and is a predicted model, not a curated record. Gene Ontology annotation, biological process: exocytosis; Golgi to plasma membrane transport. Gene Ontology annotation, cellular component: exocyst; cytoplasm. The transcript has 2 exons.